Messenger RNA from Biomphalaria glabrata, 3023 nucleotides. RefSeq names its product zinc finger protein on ecdysone puffs-like. Gene Ontology annotation, cellular component: nucleus. The transcript is spliced from 14 exons. Lineage: Eukaryota; Metazoa; Mollusca; Gastropoda; Planorbidae. The record is from RefSeq and is a predicted model, not a curated record. Bases 162 to 2051 code for a protein of 629 amino acids. Gene Ontology annotation, molecular function: nucleic acid binding; zinc ion binding.
CGGAACCAUUAUUUUAAAGUUGUCAAUGAAGGGUGAAGAACGCGCAUGCGCAUAUGACAAUAAACGUUUUAAAUUGUCAAUAUCUUUUAUUUUCAUUUCUCAGUAGCAUUGAAUAAAUAAACCCUAAUUUAAAGUUAGAUCUACUCUAUUUGAAUAACAAUAUGAACAGACAACGACACAGUGGCAGAGAUAGGCGCCCUAGCUAUCGAGGUGGAAUAGGAGAUGGACUCUUAGGAGAAGGUCCUGGCUAUGGUGGAGGUGGUGGUUCCUAUGAGCCAAUGGUCAACUCACAAGUCAGUCAACUUCUGCUCAUGCAACAGCUUCUCCAGCAACAAGCGGGACUCAGUCGUGCUGGUGGAUAUGGAGAUGGAUCAUUGGGAAACAUUUCCUUUCUCCAGCAGCAAUCUCAAGGCUACUCUGGUGGAAUGGGAGGCAGAAAUGUUGGUGGAAUGAGAAAUGACCGCAAGCGGCUAAGUGGGAACGGUAGAGAUAAUGAUUUCAAAAGAAGACGCUAUGAUUCUCCUGGGAGAGGUGGCGAUAGGGAUAGGUCUAGAGGCAGAGACAGCGGCAGAAGCGGUGAAAGUCGAGAUAGAAAACAUAAUAGUCGUUGGGAUUCAGAUCGAGACAGAGAUGAUGUUUAUAAUCCUGCUGAACCUACAGAUGACGAUGUGCAUGACAGAGAUAGCAACCUGUAUUGUCAUGUUUGUAACAAGACCCUUUAUGAUGAAGAGAGUUUUAGAAGACAUCUGAAUAGCCCCAAACAUACACAACUGAUGAACAGUGUGCUUACCAUGCAUCAGAUGAAGAGCAAUCAGCUCAAAUUUAGGAUUAAGGCUGAGGAGCAUUUGCGUAAAAUUGAAGGGGGUAGAGGAGGUUUGAAUCCUGACUACUUCUGCAAGAUUUGUAACAACAGUUUGACUAUUCCUUGGGAGAGACACAGAUUCUCCAAGAUUCACACUCAAAGACAACUUCAAGUGACCAGAGGAUGUGGCUGGUGUAAAGUUCAUGACUUUAAAAACUUUACUGAGGUUUUAGAACACAGAGAGACUGAUGAACACAAAAAGAAUGCUGAAAUAUUUGGAAAGAAAAAGGAUGAAAAGGAAAGACGUAGAUCUAGGAGCCGUAGUAGAGACAGAAGAUCUGAGAAACACAGAAGAAGGAGCACUUCCAGGGACAGAUCCAGAAGAGAGAAAGAAAGGGAGCAGAAAGCAAAGAAAAAGCAGGAGGAUGAGGAGGAUUUAACCAUACCUGAAUACAAUGCUGAAAAGACUGUUGGUUUAAGCUACAUUGUUCCUGUCACUGGUUUCUUUUGUAAACUCUGCCACAAGUUUUAUAACAAUGAAAAGUCUGCCAAAGGAGCUCACUGUCAGAGUGAAACACAUUAUGAGAAAUUUAAGUUGGCGACAGAAGCUAAGAUUGCAGCUAGGGAGAAGAGGUUAGCAGAAGAAGCUGCUGCAGAGGCAGAAAAGAAGGCCAAUGAGGAAUCCAAAGAUGUUUCAAGCACUGAAAAAGAAGACAACAAACAAGAAUCAGAAGCAACUGAGGAAAACAAGAAAGAGAAAGAAGAGAGAGUAGAGGAGGAUAUUGAUGAAGAAGAUUAUGAUGACCCAUUGCCCAUGGAAGAUUUAGAUGAUGAUGGUGGCUUGGCUAAGGAUGAUGAUUUCGGUUUGCUGGAUGAUGAUGAUGAUGUUAACAUAACUGCUGACUCAGGAUUGAAUGAUACAGAUGCCAACUCCAGUUUUGUGUAUUUAUCUGGUGAAAUGGCAGAGGCUCAAGUUGAAAUCAACAGAAAGGAGCUAAAUGAACAGAAGGAAAUAGAAGACAAAAGUGAACAGAAUGAAUCAGAUCCUAAGACUGAUGUAGUGACUGAACUUAAAGUUGAAGAGAAUGUACCUACAGAUGAGAAACAAGAAGAUUCUUUGGUCACCUCAGACAAUGAAAAUGAAGGCCAAGCCACACCUGCUGCUAGUGAACCAGUUAAAGCGGCUGCCAAGACCAGAGGAAGUGGUACAGCAAGACGAGGCCGGGGUAGAGGCAGAGGCAAGAAGUGAGUGUUACGGUGUGAGAUCUUAGUAACACUCUGUUGCUGGAUUCUUUAUUUAGAUUUGUGUACUCUCUUCUGUGUCUCUACUGUUUUUAUUAUUCCUAUAGUCAAGUAUUUUAUUUUUAUAUUACUAGUCUCAAGAACAUUUUUGUAAGGAAUGUGUAUACAUUUGAAUUGGCUUAUUUUUUGGGGAGUGAAUUUUUAAAAUGUGAUCCAAAAUGUCCAGAAUCAAUUUUCUUUUAAAGUUCAGCAGAGAACCUCAUGGUUAAGGUUAAUGAAUCUACACUUCCUUGCUGCAGUUCGCUGUCAAAGUUUCACUGACAGUCUGUAAACUUAUUAGAUUAGUUAGUAUAUUUCAGGUAAUAUUUUUUGAAUGCUGUUACUUGUGAUCAUUAUAAACAAAGCCGAUUGGCAUGUUCAGAACAGCAAAAGUCAAACAAAAUUUGUCUUGUUAAAAUAAAUGUAAAUGACACAUUUAGACAUAUGUUUCAACUCCAUAUUGAAGAGACUUUUCAUCAUUGUUUUUAGCCUAUAUUGGUGUUCAUGUUUAGCAUUUAAUUAACUUUAUAGGAAGACUAUAUCAUAUGUGAAUUUUUUUUUAGUUGUCGAAUUCCUAUGUAUACUUAACUGAAGUAGAAAUUUGAUGCCUGCAGAGUUUUAUAAUAAUUGAUGGGGAGGGAGGGGGGAGAAAAGUCUUGAGCAUCUUCAGCUGUUAUUCCAGUGUGUAAUCUUGACAGUUCUCACUUCUAGAGUUAUUUCAUUUGGCAUUGAAAGAUUACACUCUAACACAUCUAUUUUGUUCACUCAAGUAGACAAGUGUUUUUUAGGGGGUGGGAAGGGUUGCCUACUGUAGUUAGUUGUAGGCUGAUGUUAAAGGAAUAAUUGCAUCUAAGUUAGACUAUUAUUUAGUUGUUUUAUAUAUAAUGAAUCAUAUAAUUUGACUUUUAUUGUGUUUCUUUCAAAUAAAGGUAAAAUUUUU